AUGCUUUCGUCAAGAGGUUCGCCUUUCUUCAAUGGGUUUGUCAUUCAUCAUAGUUUCGCCAUUUUGUCAGGAAGUUCCGUCUUUCAUCCUUUUCCGACUCUAGGCUUCGUCUUUCGCAAUUUAAGUAAAAUGGUUUCACCAAACAACGAUAACAUGAAGCCGAAGAUUGAUGAAGAUUGUCUACCCGAGUCUCCAACGUGGUCUGUGAAAUCAUUACUGUUACCUCCAGCCAAAUAUAAAGGAGAUAUUAAUGUUCAGGAUCAGCAAGAAGUAAAAAUCACACAACACGAAUUUCUAAGCUUAUUAAAAAUGGCAAGAUUACAAUUCUCAAAUUCAUCUAUACUUAAUGAUAAUUCAUUUAACGACAAAAAGUCAGAUGUAAAGGUAGAAAAUAAUAAAACAUCAAAUCCUCAGAUAGAAUUAAAUAAAGAUAUAAGUAUCUUGUGCAAUUUUGUAAGGCAUGUACAAAGUGUUGAUGUUUCUAAUAUAGAACCACUAAGAAGUUUUUGGACCACAGAAGUUGAAAUUGGAUUGAGAAAUGAAGAUGUAACGAAUAUAUGUGAUCUUGGGAAAGUUGAUGCAAAUGAAAGGGGCAUGAGAGAUUAUGAUGAGAUUAAAAAAAGAAAAUAUAUUACUGAAGAGUGCAAAAGUCUU
Molecule: messenger RNA, 654 nt
Organism: Racocetra persica
Lineage: Eukaryota; Fungi; Glomeromycota; Glomeromycetes; Diversisporales; Gigasporaceae
Source: the annotation of a GenBank genome assembly